AUGCUGAGGAUUUCUGAGCUGAGGUCUGGCAUACAAGAGGCACUCCACGAUGACCCCGAUGUUGCCUCAAAAUCGCUCAAGGAACAGUUCGAGAAACUACUCCUUCAACCUUUACUCAACGUUGACCAAGUCGGACGACAACCUCAAACCGCUGUGUUUGUGAUCGACGCUUUAGACGAAUGUGAAAAUGAUCAAGAUAUUCGAACCAUAAUUCAAUUACUGCCUCUUCUACAGAAGGUUAAAGCGGUUCGCCUUCGGAUCUUCUUGACUAGCAGGCCUGAAGUCCCAAUUAGCCUCGGCUUUUCAACGAUCACGGAUCAUGAAUAUCAGAACCUAGCUCUUCAUGAUAUACCCGAAGAAGUGACAGAACACGACAUACAUCUAUUCCUACAGGACCGCUUUGCGAAGAUCAAAUACGACAGAAAUAUUUCCCAAGACUGGCCCGGCGAUGACGUCAUCCAAGAAUUGGUCACGAUGUCCGUUCCACUGUUUAUUUCGGCUGCCACUGUUUGCCGUUACAUUGAAAAUUCAAAAUGGGAACCCAAAUUGCGCCUCGCAGAGCUUCUAACGAACCAAGCCAAAUACGUAUCAAGAAUGGAUAAGACUUACCUGCCAAUUCUGACCCGACUACUGGAGGAUCAAGAGAGUGAUAAAUCUGAUGAAUCGGAGCAGCAGCAGCUCUUGCAGGAGUUCCAGGACAUAGUCGGUGUCAUCAUCCUUCUUGCUGUUCCGCUUUCUAUAAAUGCACUGUCGCUAUUUCUUGGGAUAGGAGCAGACCAGAUCAGCAAUCGAUUGGAUUCGUUCCGAUCGGUUUUAAGCAUUCCCGAUGACCGAGAUCGGCCUCUUAGGAUUCUACAUCUAUCAUUUCGGGAUUUUUUAGUCCAGCCUAGGACCAAGUUUUAUGUGGAUGAGCCAAGAAAGCAUAAAGACAUUGCUAAGUCGUGUCUCAAAACCAUGCGGAGUCGUCUACAGAAAGAUAUCUGCAAUUUAGCAAGCCCAGGAACGCGUAGGGGAGACAUCGACCCUCAACAUAUUCGCCAGUAUCUUCCACCAGAAUUACAAUAUUCUUGUCGCUACUGGAUACACCAUCUCGACCAAAGUCAGGCUUUAUCUUCCGAGAUGGAAGAUGUGCGAAUAUUUCUCCAGAAGCAUUUUCUGCACUGGGUGGAAGCGAUGAGCCUGCUGGGCCUUAUAUCGGAGGCGGUGGGUAUGCUUGAUCUCCUCCAUACGACUCUACCAGGCGACGACAAUUCCGUUAUGGCAGAUUUUCUGCAUGAUGGAAAGCGCUUUCUUCUUAAGAAUCACCAGAUAGCCGAUGAAGCACCGCUUCAGAUUUAUUGCGCAGGACUGGUAUUUGCACCCCAAAGGACGAUAAUCCAUAGGGAGUUCAAACCAGACCUUCCUAGUUGGAUCUGCCAAUUCCCACAAGUUCCAGAAAGCUGGAGCGCAGAAUUGCAGACUCUCGAGGGCCAUGCAGACUCGGUUCUGUCGGUGGCCUUCUCGCCCGACGGCCGGCUGCUGGCGUCUGGUUCUAAUGAUAACACAGUGCGGCUCUGGGACACAGCGACGGGCGCCCUGCAACAGACUCUCGAGGGCCAUACGGAAUGGGUUCUGUCGGUGGCCUUCUCGCCCGACGGCCGGCUGCUGGCGUCUGGUUCUCGUGAUAACACAGUGCGGCUCUGGGACACGGCGACGGGCGCCUUGCAGGAAACUUUGGACACCGAGACAAUGAUCCAAGAACUCGAAUUUUCUCUAGAUGGUACAUAUCUAAUCACCAAUCUAGGCACCCUCCAUAUUCCGUCCGAGCAGCUGUUCCGCGAUUAA
Penicillium canescens is the source of this 1824-nucleotide messenger RNA. RefSeq names its product WD40 repeat-like protein. The record is from RefSeq and is a predicted model, not a curated record. Gene Ontology annotation, molecular function: protein binding. Bases 1 to 1824 code for a protein of 607 amino acids. Lineage: Eukaryota; Fungi; Ascomycota; Eurotiomycetes; Eurotiales; Aspergillaceae. Gene Ontology annotation, cellular component: transcription repressor complex; nucleus. The transcript has 3 exons. Gene Ontology annotation, biological process: negative regulation of transcription by RNA polymerase II.